GAUACAUAUUGGCCAGUGAGGAAAGAAACAUCCUUGGGUAGUGAGGGGUAUUACGGUAUUUUGAUUCCACAUACGAUUACCUACAAAUUGUCCUAUGAAAAAAUAUCUUCUCUUUCACAGAAGGAAAAUGGUUGAGUAGACCUAUUAUAAAUUAGUUGCUCUUGUUCACCUAAUUUGUCAUCCAACAUUUCGGCUGCAUUUUGAAUCUUCAUCUUCUCACAAAAAAUCUUUACAAAUCUACUGGUGUGAGGCAAGCUUUCCAAUUAAAUCCAUUAUUUGAUUCAGAAGACAAAGAAGCUGCAAAUCAGUGCAUUUCAAUCUACGGCCCUUCAGAAAAACCUCUACAGAUUUGUUGGUGUGAGGCCAGCUUCCAAUUAUUUCAGAAAACAAGAAGCUGCAAAUCAUCCAAGCAAAUCGCUUAUUUCAGAAGGAAAGCCGACGAACAAAAGAAGGAAGUUGAAAAUCAGUAAGUUGUGUAAUUUUAUAAGCAUUUGUUUUGAUUAUCCAAGUAUUGUAAUAUAAAUGUGCAUGUUUACUUCCAUAUACUCAGUGUAGUUUCCUAGUUUAACACGUUUUGAUAUAGUUCACCCCUCGUUACAUGGAGUAAAUAUUCAUUGCAACGGUAAUAUUACUUCGUCAUUAGUGACACGUGGUAUCACCAACUAAUAAGAAUACAUCAUAUAAAUAUAAGUGAACUCAACUAUUCAAACGUGUUAGUUAGUCAACGUGGUAGUUAUUAACAAUUACUAAACAAUGGAAUACACCACAUACACAUGAUAUAUUAUCAUUGGUUGGUGAUACCGUGUAUCACUAAUGACGUGAUAUAACUGUUGCAAGGAAUAUUUUCUCCGUAGUGAGAAAUUUUGAAGAGCUAAUGACACUUUUUCCUUUUAAAUGUUCUAAAAUUUAAUUUGCACCCUUAAUGUUAAAUAAUCACGUAUUGACCCUUUAUUUUUCAAACUUGUAUGUAGCAACGUGCCCCAAUUAGUAAUUGAAUGACAUUUCCUUUUCCUCCAUAAAGAUAUAAAAAUAUGAUCUGUUUACUCCUGAAAGAUUUUAAAAUUGGACCUGUGUGGAAAAGCAAUGAGGUUUUACACUUGAACUUAAACUAUCAAAAGAGAUCUAUUGAAAUGGUUUUAAAAAGUUCAAGGGUCAAAUUGAAAUAACUAAAAGUUUAAAACAAUCCAAAAUUUAGAACAGACAUUAAUCAUUAAGAUAUUCAAAAUAAAUCACAAAGUUAAAGGUACAAUGUGAAAAACAUAUUAGUUAAAGAGACAAUCUGAAAAAAGUCAUGGUUAAGAGAGAGACCAACCUCGUGUGUUUGGACUUCUAGGCCUAUCAUGUCCCAUCUUGUGUAUUUACUAAAUGUUCAUUUGACAAAAGUGGCAUAGGCUUUCCACCUUGUUUUUUUCAAAAGAUGUCUAAUUAUUUUCAGUGUGGUUUCAUAUUGGUUUGAGAUUUUUUUAUGCGGCAUGUGAAGUAAAAUAUCUUUUGAAAUAUUCUUAGAUACUUGUUUGUCAUUCUACAUAAAUUGUGAAGGAAAAUCAGAUGUCUCAGUUGUCUAUUUGCAUCGCCGAAAAGCUUGCUACUUUACCAUCUACACCCUAUAAACCUUACCUGUUCAGAAUAAACGAUGCACUACGUAGAGAGAAUAGUGAAGCAUACGAACCAGAAAUAGUAGCAAUUGGUCCUUUUCACCGCGGCAAAGUUAAGCUACAAAUGAUGGAAGAACACAAACUAUUGUACCUGCAAGAGUUGCUUAAACGGAGAAAUGGGUUGAGUGUGGAUAUGUAUGUCAUAGCCAUGCAAGAAUUGGAACAAAAAGCUAGAAAGUGUUAUGCUGAACCCAUUAAAAUGAACAAGGAUGAGUUUGUGGAAAUGAUGCUACUUGAUGGGUCCUUUAUAAUCGAGUUAUUUCGCAAGUUCUCUUGUGAAGAACAGGAACAGAUAGAUGACCCUAUUUUUCAAGCAAGUGUCAUUUGGUUGAAUAUACGCCGUGAUCUUUUGUUAUUUGAGAAUCAACUUCCAUUCUUUGUCCUCUCCAAGUUAUUUGACAUGAGCAAAGAUUCAAACCAAGGAGGCCCACAAGAGAAUAUUUUAGUCUUAGCUCUCAAAUUUUUACUUCAAGCCAUUCCAGAUAUCUCGUAUUUCAAAACGCCUGAAACUCCAGAGAUCAAUGACAAUCAUCUUCUGAGCCUUGUACAUGGUAUCUGGUGUUCUAGAUUUGCUACAAUGGUGCCUUCUCGGAUUGAUGCAAACCAAGAAAGGGGAUGGAGUUUUAUAAAAUGUACAACAGGGCUUCGAGAAUCUGGGAUUAAAUUCGUGAAGGCUACAGAUAGUUUCUCGUUGUUUGAUAUAAAGUUCACAAAUGGAAUCGUGAAAAUUCCCAGACUGAAAAUUGUUGAUCGUACUGAGUGCCUCUUCAGAAAUAUGGUUGCAUACGAGCAAUACAAAGGAAAAACUAAGCCAGCUUAUGUGACUGACUACGUGAUUUUUAUAGAUCGCCUCAUCAACUCCCCAAUGGAUGUCAAAAUACUUGAUGAGUGUGGAGUUAUUGAUAACUGGUUAGGGAAUGAUAAAGCAGUUUCUUUCAUGGUUAACAAAAUGUCCAAUCAAGUCGGUCUAAAUCCUAAUAUGUUUAGUUAUGCGGAAGUUUUCAAUGACAUUAACGAGCAUUGUGGACGUACUUGCCAUACAUGGAUGGCCAAUUUAAACCACAAUUAUUUCAACAACCCAUGGUCUAGCAUUUCGGUCAUUGGUGCUUUUGUGUUGCUGGUACUCACCGGGAUACAAACUAUAUGCUCUAUCUUACAAAUCUAGUGUUAUGUCCAAUUUGAUUUACACGCCCACCCCUCUGUUUGUAAUAGAAUGUAUAAAGUUGUAAUUAUAAUUCAGUCAGCUUGUUGUUUUACAAAUGUUGAGUAGAAUUCAUGAUCAAUUUGAAUGUUUUUUCUAAGCCAUUGUAUGGAGCAAACUUCCUGGUUGGUUUCUAUUGAGUGGUAGACUAAGAAGAUAAAGGGAAAAAUUACACCUUGAUCCUCUCAACUAUGACCC
This is a messenger RNA of Ilex paraguariensis (yerba mate), 3054 nucleotides long. The record is from the annotation of a GenBank genome assembly. NCBI's taxonomy places the organism in Eukaryota, Viridiplantae, Streptophyta, Magnoliopsida, Aquifoliales, Aquifoliaceae.